Vespula pensylvanica (western yellowjacket) is the source of this 1787-nucleotide messenger RNA. Its product is annotated as ranBP-type and C3HC4-type zinc finger-containing protein 1-like. Gene Ontology annotation, cellular component: LUBAC complex. NCBI's taxonomy places the organism in Eukaryota, Metazoa, Arthropoda, Insecta, Hymenoptera, Vespidae. The record is from RefSeq and is a predicted model, not a curated record. Gene Ontology annotation, biological process: protein linear polyubiquitination; proteasome-mediated ubiquitin-dependent protein catabolic process. Gene Ontology annotation, molecular function: ubiquitin binding; ubiquitin-protein transferase activity. The transcript has 10 exons. The coding region runs from base 257 to 1633 and encodes 458 amino acids.
AACGAUGUUCAAUUAUCAAAGAUAUAUAUACGCACAUAUUUACACCUGUUAUUUUUUAUAUCUCUUAUCCAGCAAUUUCACACACGAUUAUCUUUGAUUCAAAUCGUUUUUACGAGAUGUCUCGUCGACUAUCGGAUAUAGUGAGAAUCGAUAUUGUUUUGUUUAUCUGACACCUAAACGAUCGAUUCGCGUGAGACCGCAUGUUCAUAGUUAGACGAGAAGAGAUUGUGCUUAAGUAUAAACGUGUUCUUGGAUAAUGGAAGAGAGUCAAAAGGAUUGCGGAAGUUUAGUAUACCAACAGAAGAUGACCAUUGUGAAAAAUCGAAAUUUCUGCAAAAAUUGCAGAUCGAAAUUUGACGAAAAUAACAGCAUAUUUUUCAGUCGUUUGAAUGAUAAUGGUGUAUUAAAUGACAAGGAUUAUGAAGAGGAAUAUACGAUAAAUUGUCCUCAUUGCAAAGAAGAAUUACCAUACCAUGGUGAAGGUGUUACGAUUUGCCUCGAAACUUGUCGUCAUAUUCUUUGCAGGUAUUGUAUCUCCAAUUUAUUGCACAAAUUAAUAAACAAUGAGAUAAGUGAAUUAAGAUGUCCUUACAUCGAGGUAACACCAUGCAAUACGUUAAUUGAUGAAGCUGAAUACAACAUCGAAAUGUUGGUCCAUCCGAAUCUUUAUAAAAGAUAUUUAAUGUCAUUAGCUGAAAAGUUAGAAGACGAUAUCAAAAGUACAGUGUUUUGUUGCAAGACAUUUGAAUGUGAAGGUUGGUGUGUCAUUGAAGGUGACGAUGUGAAUUACUUUUUAUGUCCCAUAUGUAAGAAAAAUAAUUCUGUACAUUUAAACACUAAUGAAGAUGAAAAAGAAAUAUCAAAGGAUAUGGAGAAAUAUAUGGACAUGCAAAAUGAAAGAUACAACGAAUUAAUGUUAUUAAUGGAAAAUGACAGUGUACCAAAUUUUGAACCAUUCGAAUGUCCAAUAUGUUUAGUUCCUUAUAAUCCCCACGAAGGGUUAAUUUUGAAGAACUGUUUACACACAUUUUGCAAGAUGUGCAUUGCAAAUACCGUUUUAUUUUCUGAUUAUGCAGAUGUAAAGUGUCCGUACAAAGACGAAAAUUAUUCUUGCGAUGGAACGAUUCAACAAUGCGAAGUCAAAGCGUUACUAAAAUUGGAUGAUUAUAAAAAAUAUUUACAAAGAUCGAUAAAACAAGCGGAAAGUGAAGCGGGAAAUUCCGCUUAUCACUGUAAAACACCGGACUGUCCUGGUUGGUGUAUUUAUGAAUCAGAUGUUGAAAGUUUUAUAUGUCCCGUAUGUGAAAAAAGAAAUUGUCUUUUAUGUAAGAAAAUACAUAAAACAAACUGUAUAGAUGAUUUGUUAUCAACGGAAUCACCAGAUUCGCUGAAGUCUGACUAUCUCAUUCAAGAAAUGUUACAAACUAAAAAUGCACUUCCAUGUCCUACAUGUAAAACAGUCAUUAUAAAAGCAGAUGGUUGCGAUGCAGUUAUAUGCACUAUAUGUAAAACCGAAAUAUGUUGGCUAACACGAGGACCACGUUGGGGCCCUAGAGGAAGGGGAGAUACUUCCGGUGGAUGUAAAUGUAACAGGUUGGUUAAAUGUCAUCCACUAUGUCGCAAUUGCCACUGACUGUGUCUAUUAAAAAUACACAUUUUAUAUAUAAUAAAGCGUAUAAUUAGCUAAAAUGAAAAACAUAUUUUUUGUAUGUAUCAAUAAUAAAAAUGUGAAAAUAUAAUCUUUAAGGCUAUUUAUCACCCCUGACUUUUUAAUGGUUUACACCAAC